UCGCUGUUACUCUUUCCUCCUGAGUUAUGGUGGGAAAUGAUGGCAGCAGGAGAAGCAAGAACAGUGUGGCAAAGAACAGUUAACCGUUGCUUUGUCCAAGAAGACGCUAAAAGAGCUCCCAAAUUCACCUCUUCCCACUCUUCUUCUUCUUCAACUAAACAGGUUCAAGAAGAUUCUGUAUCUUCUCGCCCUUCUGUUUAUCAUCCACCGAACCAAUCACUUUGUGCACCUUUCAUGUCUCUGAAUUUCUUGGGUCACCACCAUCACCUUCAAGUGAAGACGCCAUUGGAAGCUGAGAUUGGUAUCUCUGAGAAGAAACCUGAACUGGGAGGAAAGUCUUUCAACUCUGAAAGCUUUCAAGAGUUGAUGGAGACAAGUAAAAGUUAUGGUUCUGUUGGGAAAGACGAAUCCUCCUCUGAGAACAAGUUACUGAAUGAGGUACCUUUCGACCCCAGCUCUCCAUGGAAUCCCCUCUCGAGCGAGAAAACGGGACCAUGGUGGCGAACUACAGAUAAAGAUGAGUUGGCUUCCUUGGUUGCACAAAGGUCUCUAGACUUUGUUGAGAAUUGUGACUUACCAACACCACAGAAGAUGAAACGCUCUUCUUAUUACGGUAGCUCACACGAGCACGGGCCAAGAAGCUUCAAGAACAGAACCGAGGCUUCCUCUGAGUCUGACUUGAGCAAAUCAGAGCUGCUAGAAGCGCUGAGGCGUUCUCAAACGAGAGCUAGGGAAGCUGAAAAUAUGGCUAAAGAAGCGUGUGCGGAGAAAGAGCACUUGGUGAAGCUCUUGUUCAAGCAAGCCUCAGAGCUUUUCACGUGUAAGCAAUGGCUAAAACUGCUUCAGCUCGAAGCACUAUACCUACAAAUGAAGAGCAAGAAGAUUGAGAAGAACAACGAGCAAACACGUGUUUACAUCCCUUGGAGCAAUUUGAAAGGAAGAAAACAAGGGGAAAAGAGAAGAAGCAGAAGUGGAAAACAGAAUGGUGUGUUUGGUUUAGCUUGGGGGAUGAGUCUAGUUGGUGCUGGUUUACUCCUGGGAUGGACUGUUGGAUGGAUGCAGUUGCUAUCUUUCUAAGAGAGACUUGAAUUUCACACUCCCUUUUUUUUUUAUCCGAGUAGGCGCAUCUUGUAAUGAGUUUAAGGUUGAUUGGGAUGCUGCAAGCUUUUGGAUUUGGUUAAAAGAGAAUCUAAGUUGUAAGAAUUUUGUUAAUAUUGUAUUUUCUAGUUUGUGGUUUUCUUAAAAGAAAAAGAUCAUAUGAAACGAUCUUUCAUGUAAGGGCAUCUGCGUAUGUUGAGUUGAUAGUGC
Molecule: messenger RNA, 1308 nt
Organism: Eruca vesicaria subsp. sativa (arugula)
Lineage: Eukaryota; Viridiplantae; Streptophyta; Magnoliopsida; Brassicales; Brassicaceae
Source: the annotation of a GenBank genome assembly